Messenger RNA from Hylaeus volcanicus, 2796 nucleotides. RefSeq names its product transmembrane reductase CYB561D2-like. The transcript has 3 exons. The record is from RefSeq and is a predicted model, not a curated record. The coding region runs from base 195 to 875 and encodes 226 amino acids. NCBI's taxonomy places the organism in Eukaryota, Metazoa, Arthropoda, Insecta, Hymenoptera, Colletidae. Gene Ontology annotation, molecular function: transmembrane monodehydroascorbate reductase activity.
GAUAGAUCGUCGCGAGUACGCUUCAGCGCGUGGUUCAGUCGAGCCGCGGACGUCGUUCGCGUCGUGCUCUUUUUCACGGCCGUGUUAAAUAAAAAACCGCAGCUCCGUUUUCGGAAACUCGGCCCGUCCCCGUGUCCUCGACCGCUCCAAGGUUCGAUCGAGCGAUUGCACAGCGUUCAAGUCACAAAGUUACGAUGUCUGACCCACCAACAGGCAAGGGCCCACCGAGCGUUGUGACCAUGGUGUUUUCAACCCUCACUCACGUUCUUCUACUAGCGCCAGUGAUAUACAUACUAACAGUGGCGUUUCAAAAUUACUCAUUCUUCUCCUGGCAUCCUAUCUGCAUGAGCCUCGGAGUGGCUCUUCUGAUGGCAGAGGCAGUCUUCAGCAUCUCUGGCGAGGCGUACAUCGGUCACAAGAUCUCGAGAGUGAACAGGGUGACGAUGCACUGGAUCCUGCACACAGCAGGCCUGACCCUCGUGCUGAUCGGUUUGAUCAUUAUCGUGGCGAACAAGGUCAACCACAACAGACCCCAUUUCUCCAGCCCGCACUCGAUCCUGGGCCUGAUCAGCAUCAUCCUGGCGUUCCUGGUCGCUGGCUUCGGGAUCGUCACGAACAACCCCAAAUGGCUUUACCCGAGAUUCAGGCCAGUCCUUCUGAAGAUCAUGCACGCGUUCGGUGGCAUCGCCAUUACCGUACUACUGUUUGCCUCUGUGAUCACUGGCACCUACAAAUGGUCGCCUAUCGCCGAAACUGGGAGGAGCCUGGUCUUUGCGUCGCUGUUCAUCGCUGGUUUCUUCAUCUUGGUGAAGCCAGUACUUGGCGCUGUUUCCAGGAGCAAGGUCGUUUUUGGCCCACCACCAACCACCACGUAAUUUUUAAAGACGUGCGCGUGCUCUGGUAAAACUCUGGCGACUAAGAGUUCACUCUGUCGUUUUUCCUUCGUGUGGAAGUCUGCGAAGUUUGAUGUGGUCUUUGCUAAAGGUUGUCCAAAAGGAGCUUUCAGGAUUCGGGAUGUCGCUAAAACACAAGUGGUAUUGUAUUUUAAAUGAGGGAUACGUAGUAGACGGUGUCGGUUAAGUGAUGGAUCUGUUUUUUUAUCAAAAAGUAAAAAAGAGAAAAUUACGAAUUUUAUGAGGCCUCUGGCGAUUUUUGCGCGAUGGAACGUCGAUAGGCUGAGUGGAACGAAGAAAACUCUUGAACGAACGGAAUAGAAACAUCGAUAGAAGAGAAAUGAUACGUAGGGUUAUCAAAUCGAUGAAUGAUUACCGAAUGGUACAGAAACAUAUGAAACACCUGUGAAGAUUAUUUUUAUACGUGAUAAAUACUGAAUCACCGCCUAAAGAGGCGAGAGUCACAACUAAACGUAACAUCGAAUUCAGUAGUCAAUUUCAAAUUUCAAAAUCCUAGUUUAUUACAUUACUAUAAAUUUGAUUAGAUAACUAUUAUUACUGUGGUAUUUAAAAGAACUGACAGCCUCUACGAAGAAUUCACACUUAUCGAGUCACGUACCAUCAGAUAAAGACUUAUCGAAGAUAUCAUGACGAUAUUUUUUUGCCAAAUGAUUGUCUUUAAUUGAACGACAGUUUGUUUACUAAUACAGUUUCGAGGACAAGUGUGUAAAGGUUGCUUGUCAAGUUCACUCUUCUUUUUAUGCGAAUAGAACGAUUCACCGAUGCAAUACGAAUGUAAACAUUCCGUCCUUCAACACUUACACGGAUGACAGCUACGAGUAGUCGAUGAACAAUUUCUAAGAGGAACAAAGACUUCGUUCUCAAAGUUUUAAAACAUCUGUGCACUGCUUGGUUAGUUAAAAAUUCGACAAUAUUUUUUAAGAUAUACCUUUUACGAAACCUGAGCCAAUCUAAAGAAAUAACGAAUGUUAAGUAGACUAUAGAUCGUAUGCUUUUACGGCGUAUGCAAAUGCGAAGAAGAGAAUGUAUACGGUAAUGCAAAAUGAUAUAUUAUUAAUGUUGUUGUAUUGUUUUGUGAAAUAUUCGUACCAGCAUACAUCACAGAGGCGUGAAAUAGAAUGAAUUAAUAAGAAACUUCAUCAAAUAAUUGACGAUGAUAGAUGCGCAUGAUUGUACUCCAAAUCGUGCCUGUUUAUUUUACCAUUGUUGUGUUCAUCGAACAAUUAACAGGUUGCCAACCAGACGGAGAGAUAUUCCUCUUUGAGCUGGUAAACGUACGCAAACGUGUUUACACUAACUGCGUGCGAGAUAAAGUAAACAUCAGAGAUAAUAUUGACGAGUAGUAGAUAAGAGUUCAUUUUUAAUAGACGUACAUAUUGGAGAUCACUUGAGGUCCUAUGAACUCUUUACACUCUUUCAAGCUUGAAUCAACUACAAUCAAAAGUUAUAGAAGUUUAAAUCAAGUCAUACAAUCGUCAAAAGUUUACGAAAAGUAUCCAGAUGGCAAAGUGUUAAUGUAACCCAGAAGUCUCAAUCCAAAUGCUGCAACGAAAUGCACCAAAAAAAAAAAAAAAAAAACGCUUCUAAAGUCUCUAACGAGAGAGAACCGUUCGUAGAUUUAAUCGACUGGUAUUUAUAAGAAAUAUUUACCAAAAAGGAAGGAUAGACUAGAGUUUACUAUUAAUUUAAUUCGAUCUAACGUUAAGGCAAACAAUCAUAGAACCAGGAGGAAACGAAACAGACGGAGACGUAUCGUCAACCAUAUAUAUCAACACUUUAUUAAUUACACACGCAUCAUAUACAUUUACAUAGAAUUUACAUAAUGUAUAUAUCUUCCUCAAUGCAAUGUACAUGUAUAUUAAUACAAUUUCUUAAUUUCCGA